This is a messenger RNA of Anthostomella pinea, 936 nucleotides long. NCBI's taxonomy places the organism in Eukaryota, Fungi, Ascomycota, Sordariomycetes, Xylariales, Xylariaceae. The record is from the annotation of a GenBank genome assembly.
AUGGCGCCGAGUACCGACCCAGCGAUAUGGGACCAGGCGAUUGCUAUACCAGUGGAAGUCAUCUCGUACGUAGACGAUGCCGUGAAAGCAAAGCUACCCGAAGGUACCCUUGUACGGUCGAUUGAGCAAUCAGGAAAGUCUUACUGGGCACGCACCGCCAGAAUCGGUACUGUCCACCAGAAUGGAGAAGCUGUCUCUGCUGACAAUCCAUCAUCUCAGGUUCACCAAGGGAAGACGGGGUUUGAUCUCGUUUUCGGAGAUAACCAGGCAAUGAAGGCUCUCUGGGACGUCAUGCCCGAACUGGUGGCCCGGCCUUAUGGAUAUGGGACUUACAAGCAGAUGGACGACGUUCAUUUCUUCCUCUGCGCAUUCCAUGAGCUGACCGGCGAGAUACAUGACAUUGGUAACUUCCCUGCACAUGUCGCUGAGCUUCACAAGCGCGGAGUCUUGGCCGACGGCAAGUUUGGUUUCCCUCACGAAGUGUAUGGAGGAAGACUCCCUCAGUUUUUCCCCGUGGCGGACACCUGGGAGGAGACCUUCACCGCCGGGUUGCAGCGCAUCUUCGACAACGAGGAGAACACCCACGGUCCCGACGCCGACAUGGCGUAUAUCCGAAGAGGCAUCAUCGAUAAGGUGAUCCCACGUCUGAUUCGGCCCUUAGAGACUGGUCCCAACCAGAUCAAGCCGAGGUUGGUGCAUGGAGAUAUGUGGGAUGGUAACUGCUCGGUUGACGUGAACAACAAUCAACCCGUGGUGUUCGAUUCCACUUGUCUAUGGGCCCAUAAUGAAUACGAACUCGGGUCCUGGCAGCCUGAGAGGCACGAGAUGAGCCGCUCUUACAUCAAGGAGUACACCAGACACUUCCCAAUUUCUGAGCCUGCCGAAGACUUCGAGGAUCGCGUCCUCUUAUACUCCGUGUACGAACCCCGAGAUUAA